Molecule: messenger RNA, 393 nt
Organism: Ectocarpus siliculosus
Lineage: Eukaryota; Phaeophyceae; Ectocarpales; Ectocarpaceae
Source: the annotation of a GenBank genome assembly
AUGAAGAGAUGUUCGCCGCGUACGGCAGGCAGCGAUAGUCCUCGGCCGAGCGACCCCAAGAUCGAGCAGCGCCCAAGAUCCAGCCAUCGCAGCUCAACACAAUCGUGCUCGCGGGUGUGCGAGAGCCCGAUCCUACCCGCGGGUGAGGAGGGGAUGCUUGCCUCGGCAGAGCUGUUACUUUCAAGGGAUGAAGCUGUCGGCCGGUUGCCAGCUGGUCCAGCAGUCACCUUCCAAGACAAGGCCGGGGUGCUGCACCACCAGCAGUGGUGGCCUCUCGAGAUGCUGUUCCUUGCCCGUGAGGGCGUCCUUGUUGAAUCCCUCCGGAAGGGCUACUGGAUCAUCUUGGAUGAGCUCAACCUGGCUCCUUCCGAGUCUACAAUAGUCUAUCCCUAG